Symbiodinium necroappetens is the source of this 1335-nucleotide messenger RNA. The record is from the annotation of a GenBank genome assembly. Lineage: Eukaryota; Dinophyceae; Suessiales; Symbiodiniaceae.
GUCAUAGUGCUGUGCAAUGGCGUUUCCAUUACCGCGAGUCAUUUGAUUGGCCAUACAGCGUCACAUGUUCACAAGCGGAAGGAAGCGUUAGUGACCUUCGCACAAGGUGGAGCCAAUGCGAGCAAAGUCCGCCUCGAGUGGUUGUCAUCGGUGGUAAUUUGUGAUGGUGGCCACGCCGAGAAGGGUAGUUGGGGAGAAUCUCGAAUUGCACGUGUUAGCUAUGCGGAUGAUGUUCUGGUGAAACUGGCGCGGCGAUCUUACGAGCUGUAUGGAGAGUUGGGCAAGACGUCGGCGGAGCCUCUGAUGUGUAAAACAGGCUGCCUCGAUGUCGGCUUCAAAAGAGAGAGUCUUGACAAGCUCGCGCAAACCUACGAUCGUUUGGCUCAGCCUUAUCAGCGCCUGAACCACCAUGAGGUUCAACAGCGGUGGCCGAUGCUGCAAUUGUCAUCGGAAUAUGUCGAGGCCUCUGUGUACUGCCCCCUCGGGGACGCGGUUUGCGCCGGGGUUGUGUUGGAAGCCUUGAAGGAUCAGAUAUUGAGACACGGGGGACCAGCCGCGAUGGUGGACGACCCUGUGGUACAAAUUGACCGCCAGAGAAAGACAGUCACUACUGCAGACGGUUCUGUCAUUCCCUACUCCAAGCUCGUGGUUGCAGCCGGAAUUUGGACCAACCGCACACUGCGGAAAAUGUCACUGCCUCUUCUGCCUUUGGUUUCUAGCAUCGAGCAGCAAACGUACUACUCAACUCCACCAGGCAUGGAAGAUCUCUACAGUUCCAGCCACUUGCCCGUAAUCAUCGAGCACAACCCACCUCCACAGCCGCAGAUGAAACGCCGCGGAGGUUACAUGAUCCCGCACCUGAGCAAUGGGGUAGACGGCGUGAAGUUUGGGAUGCAUCGGCAAGGACCUUUGCUCGACAACGAGGACUUCCCCAUGGCACCUGGAUCCACAGCAGCCAGUGCGAAACAUUUCUCCUGCUCUGCUACCCGUGGUCACGACGUCUGGUGCAGCAGGUGGCCGGAGGAGGAGGAUGCCCACCUUCGGGCCGAGACGGACGCUUUCUGCAAGCGCGUCCUUCCUGGGUUGGAUCCGUCAGCGCCCCCUGCCCUGACCAUGCGCUGCCCUUAUGACCAGCAGCUCUAUGCGGACGAGGAUUUCGUGGUGGGUGUGCACCCGGCGGAUCCGGAUGUCAUUGUUGUCGGUGGCUUUGCUGGCGAGGGCUUCAAAUUUGGACCUGCUAUCGGCGAGAUGGCUGCUUGCCUGGUGACCGGUGCGAGCUUCAAGGUGCCGGAAAGCUACCACCGCUUUCGCCUGAACCGGAAGACUUUGAUCUGA